This is a messenger RNA of Anolis carolinensis (green anole), 2221 nucleotides long. RefSeq names its product complement factor H-related protein 2. The transcript has 11 exons. Bases 94 to 1791 code for a protein of 565 amino acids. Gene Ontology annotation, biological process: complement activation. Gene Ontology annotation, molecular function: complement component C3b binding. The record is from RefSeq and is a predicted model, not a curated record. Lineage: Eukaryota; Metazoa; Chordata; Lepidosauria; Squamata; Anolidae.
UAGAAGAUACAAUAAAAUGAAAGAACUUUGGAGUGAAUGUGUAGUUGAAAGAGAAAAUCUUGUCUGGCAGAUCUGGAAACUCCCUUCAGGAUUAUGAGGAACUGGCUGAUCUGUAUUGUCCUAUUUCUUCUAUGGACAUGCUGCAUUUCCCAAGGUGAAAUAACAUGUGAACCACCUAAUAUUGCCCAUGGGAGAGUAAGAAAUUCAAAGCCCAUUUACCAGAAUGGUGAACGGAUACAAAUUUCUUGUAAUGAUGAAUAUAAACCUGCAGAUAGAGAUGACGCAACAUGCACGCAAGAUGGAUGGAACACAAGUGUUGAAUGUAUAGGUAUUGUAUGCCAACAACCACAAAUUGAUAAUGGGGACAUUAAACCAAAGCAAUCACUGUACCAAUAUCAAGACCAAAUUGAUACAUUCUGUGAUGAAGGAUAUAGUAACAGUGAUAGCUCUUUCUGCACUGCUAAAGGCUGGCAACCUCCUCCAGCAUGUACAGCAAAGCAGUGUGAAUAUCCCCAUAUUCAGAAUGGACGACUGUAUUACAAUGAAUGGGAAGGAUCCUUUCCAAAGAGACUAGGUUACAGACUUGACUUUAUUUGUAAUAAUGGUUUUCUACCAAAAAGUAAAGAUUCUUGGCAUUCAUCGUACUGCACUAUUCGUGGCUGGAAUCCAGAACCCAAAUGCUUCAAAAAAUGUGAUCAUCCUCAACAAAUUCAACAUGGUGCAUUUAACUAUCACAGAUGGUCUAUAUACAUAGAGGGUGAUGACAUUACAUUGAGCUGUGAUACAGGAUAUUAUCCUGCAAAUCAGCAAACAAAAAUCAUGUGCACAAAAAAUGGCUGGUCACCAACUCCAAGUUGCGUUUCUCCAGUGGAUGUGGAAAAAUGUGGUCGCCCACCUUCUAUUGAAAAUGGAGAUAUUCAUGAUCUUGUAAAAGAACAAUAUGAAUCCGGUGAACGUGUGAUAUACAAAUGCCAACGUUUCUACAACAUGGAAGGAAAUGCAGCAGUAAAUUGUCAAAAUGGCAAUUGGUCGGACACCCCAAAGUGCAUAGAUGUAACUUGCAGAGAACCUCCUGUAGUUGCUAAUGGUGAUAUUCUUGUAGCUAGAUCCCAAGUCUAUCUUCCUGGCCAAGAGGUGCGUUAUGAAUGUCAUGAAGGUUUUGAAAUAUUUGGACCAAAAAUUGUAAGAUGUGAUAAUAAGGCAUGGUCUGAACCACCAACAUGUGAAGUAGAUGGAUGUCCUCCUCCACCUGACAUUCUGCAUGGUCAGCUUCGAGGAAAUAAAAAGCAAAAGUAUUCACCUAAUGAAACCAUGGAGUAUCAGUGUGACAAUGGAUACUAUAUUUCUGGAUCUCGUACAAUAACGUGUUUAAAGAAGCAAUGGUCAGAAGCACCCCAGUGCAGAGCUAAUGUAGAAAAAUGUGGCCGCCCACCUUCUAUUGAAAAUGGAGAUAUUAUUGAUCUUUUAAAAGAUGAAUAUAAAUCAGGUGAACGUGUGAUAUACAAAUGCCAACGUUUCUACAACAUGGAAGGAAAUGCAGCAGUAAGUUGUCAAAAUGGCCAUUGGUCGGACACCCCAAAGUGCAUAGUUCCAUGUACAGCAAGUCAAGAAGACAUGGAACGCAAUAAUAUAAGGCUGAGGUGGACUGGGAAGGACAAAUUAUAUUUCACAGCUGGAGAUGUAGCAGAAUUUGCCUGUAAAUGGGGCUACCGUCCACAUCCAUCUUCACCUGAAUUCAGAGUACGAUGUGUCAAUGACACAUUUGAAUAUCCACGAUGCAUACGUAUAUAAAUAUAAGGAAUGGGGAGAAGUGGACAAGAUUUUUAAUGAGCAUGUCAUCAACAGAAAAUAUAGUUCAAUUAUCUUCAAUGGCUUAAAAUUACUCUAUAUAAUUGCAAAUACAUUUUUCAAAGAUUAUAUAUUACACAUAUACUUUUACUGAACUGUGAACCUUUUAGUUAACAUGUAUUUUUUAGAAAACAAAACUCCAAUAUUUGUAAAAGGUGAAGUUAUAAAUGUAAUUCAAUUUCCAAACAAGCAAGCCUAUUGAAAGGAGAAAAAAUCACCUGAAGCUGAAAAUGCAUGCACUGUGCAUGUGAACUGGGAAUGAGGUUCAACAGGUUAAGAACACAGUAGCUGUAUGUAAUUUCAGUAGUUACAUUUUGUUUGUAAGAUGUUUAUGCAUUAUGAAAAAUAAAAUAAAAAGCACCUAUUUGCAAAA